This is a messenger RNA of Laccaria bicolor S238N-H82, 882 nucleotides long. RefSeq lists its product as uncharacterized. Bases 1 to 882 code for a protein of 293 amino acids. The transcript is spliced from 3 exons. NCBI's taxonomy places the organism in Eukaryota, Fungi, Basidiomycota, Agaricomycetes, Agaricales, Hydnangiaceae. The record is from RefSeq and is a predicted model, not a curated record.
AUGGAGCACCCAAUGAAUACUUAUCGCGACCUCGACUUCCUCAUACCUGACAACAUGACCACCCCCCUUGACAUCAAGAAAAGUUUUAUCUACACAGAUGACAUCGCAGGAGGUGCAGCUCUAAUCAAUCACCUCAAUUCUCAAGUAAAAGAGGAGUUCCGAGCAAAGGGCCUUGUCCAUCCAUAUAACGCUGCCAUGUCUACAACAUACCGUAAAUUGGUUUUGCGGCUGUUCAAGGAGGGAGUGAUUCGCAUUCUUGUAUGCACUGAUGCUGCGGGCAUGGGAUGCAAUAUCCCAGAUGUCGACAUCGUUGUUCAGUGGAAAGCCCCCUCAAAUCUUUCCUCAUGGGUUCAGUGUGCGGGUCGAGCUGCCCAGGCUGCAGGUCGUGAAGGACUUGCCGUUAUGAUCGUUGAAAAGUCUGCUUUCGAAAUUAGUACUACUGCAGCGUCGUCAGGCGAGUUUGGCACAAACACAGCAUCAGUCUCACAGAGAUGUAACACCCGCGGCGGUCAUGGGAGGGGCCAUAGUGGUCGAGGCAGAGGCCAGGGAAGACCAGCAAAAAAUGGCCCAACCUAUGGGGUGUCGCAUGGUGCAAAGCAUGGCCAAUACAGUGGGGCUCAUGACACAAUGACACGCCUAGAAGAGUGCGAAGAGAUUCCAGGUGAUGUGGUGGGAGAGGGUUUGUAUUGGUACAUUCAAACAACGGUCUGUCAUCGGCUGAUAUUGACAAAAAUCUUUCGGAAUAAGCCCUCAUAUGUGUCGCCCACUCGAUGUUGUGAUCUCUGCAACCCAAAGCUUUUUGACCGAACCCGCCCCAGCGAACCGAUCGUCACUGCUCGCCAAUGUUCCGUCAAGAAAGGUGAACCUGUCGCCUUGGUCUGA